Pseudoliparis swirei is the source of this 3454-nucleotide messenger RNA. Its product is annotated as probable E3 ubiquitin-protein ligase HERC4. Gene Ontology annotation, molecular function: ubiquitin protein ligase activity. The coding region runs from base 10 to 3045 and encodes 1011 amino acids. The transcript is spliced from 23 exons. The record is from RefSeq and is a predicted model, not a curated record. NCBI's taxonomy places the organism in Eukaryota, Metazoa, Chordata, Actinopteri, Perciformes, Liparidae. Gene Ontology annotation, biological process: protein ubiquitination; ubiquitin-dependent protein catabolic process.
GGCACAGCGAUGUUUUCUUGGGGAGAGGACGGUCUCCGGGGCUUUCGGCUCAAAGAUGGAGCGACCGUGGACGGCGGGCCGCCGGCGGACGACCGGGUUCAGCACCUGGAGCUCGGUUACCGCGUGGCGGAACUGUGCGCGGGCCGCGGUGCGCUCGCGUUCGUCAAAACAAAUGGGAACGCGUUCGUGAUCCGCACGAGCGCGAGCAAAGACGGGACGAGAGUGCGAGGCAAACAGAAGUUUUUGAAGUGUAAAGAGAAGAUCCGGGCUGUGGGUUGCUAUGGUGAUGAUGGUGACGAUGAUGAUGUGGUCAUGCUGCUGUCCGAGGGAGGAAACGUCCUCUGCGUGAACACGACUCACACCAGCAAUCUGAAGCCUCUGGCAGCUUUGUGCAACAUAGUGGUGUCUCAGGUUGCUUGUGGGAGCCGGCACUCAGUGGCCCUCACCCAAGGGGGUCAGGUGUACACAUGGGGCCGGGACUCCAGGGGCCAGCUGGGUCUGGGGAGGAGCGGGCGGCGCUCCGACUCGCCCCAACACCUCCUCUCUCUGUCGGCGCUCCCCCUGGUCCAGGUGGCUGCUGGGGGAGACCAGAGCUUCGCCCUCUCCGUCUCCGGAGGCGUGUUCGGCUGGGGCGGGAACAACCGCGGGCAGCUCGGGCUGGGAGACACAACAGAUAGACAUGCGCCAACUCCCGUUGAUGGUUGGAACACAAAGACAACUAUUCACAUUUCCUGCGGAGAGGACCACACGGCCAUUCUGACAAAGAAUGGGGCAGUGUUCACAUUCGGCUCUGGUCAAUACGGGCAGCUCGGGCACAACUCAUUCGCCGAUGAACUACGACCUCGGCUCGUUGUGGAGCUCUGGGGGGCAAAGGUCACCAAGGUUGCAUGUGGACGGCAUCACACAUUGGCGCUGACGGACUCCAACAGGGUCUACUCCUUCGGGUGUGGAGAGCAGGGGCAGCUGGGACGCGGAGAGGAGAGCCAUCCGUCGGUGCCGCUAGCCGUUCAACUGCCACGAGACACGGCUGACGCUGGAAUUAGAGACAUCUUCGCUGGAGGAAACUGUUCGUUUGCGACGUGCGCGUCCACCGAGGAUGCCAGUGAGGAGAGGAACGCCGGCGGUCUGGACAACAAAGCGCUGCGCCGCCUCGAUGACGCGAUUGACAAAUGGACCGCCGAAUGUGAUCCGAAGUCGUGGAAAAAGAUCCAAAAGGAAAUCCGCAGCUUCUUUUCCUCUGCAUCCGGUGUGAAUGCAAGCUUCCUUGAGCAAAGGAAAGACAAACACUUCCAGACUUCAUCAAAGUACUCGGGCUUGAACUUGUCGGUCGCACGACACGCGUUCAAGAAACUGGUGAAGAGGGACGAUGUUUUCACUGAGGUUGAGGCCGCUGUGCUGCACCUGCUUCCUUCCCUUGACAAGGAGCCGGUGGGAGUGGAGGGCCUGAGGAUCUACCUGCUCCUCAAUGAGCUCCUGCGCGCGGUCCAGAGGCACGCACGCCAUCGAACGAGCACGGCGCUCGCUGAGGCGGUCGCCGCCGCUGUCGCCAAAUUGUCCGCUGACAGUCUCCGGGUCAUAGGGGACUGGUGGUCUGCUCUGCCGCCCUCCACCAUGGUGGACCACGUUAAAGUGUGGAAGCAGACCCUCUCAGGGAUCCUGUCCUUAGAGCCUGUUCCUCGCAACCCUGGAGUCAGAAACCUGAUGCUCGUCCUCCAGUACAUGUACAAUGCCAACAGCAGGAGUGCAGAAGCCCAGAGGAUGCCAGAAACCAACUUCUGUUUGCAGAUUGACAAAAAACUUCUCGAUCAGGACGUGCAGCGUUGGCGAAAGUAUAUCCAUGCUGAGCCGCUUAUCCUGUGUAGCUUUCCAAUUCUGAUGGAUCUGAACUCAAAGCUAUUUGUUUUUAACCAGAAUGCGGAGUACAGCAAGUGGGAAGCAAUGCAUUGCAGAGGGUGGCCAAUGAUAUGGGAACACCUGCUUGAUCUGCACCUAAGCCGCGCAUCACUUUUGGACGACACCUUUGAACAACUAGAGGCUUCUGAUCACGAGGACUUCAAGUUACAAAUUGCGGUCAAUUUCGAUGAAGACUACACAAACACCGAUGACAAUAAUCUCUACAUAAAAGACUUUUUUCAUGAAGUGUUUCACGAGAUGAUGUCACCUGAAACUGGGAUGUUCAUGUUCAACGACUCCCAAAGACUGGCAUGGUUCCCCAAAGACACAGAGGAGGACCAGAGGUACUUCCACUUUGGGGUUCUGUGCGGCUUGGCUUUGUACAACCAGCACAUCAUUUACUUACCCUUCCCGCUGGCUCUGUUCAAGAAGCUGCUCGGUGUAAAGCCCUCCCUGGGGGACAUGAUGGAAUUCAGCCCAUGUGUUGGACAGAGUCUGCUGAACAUCCUGGAAAACUACGAAGAUGAUGUCAUCAAAAACCUCGAGCAGGAUUUUGUAAUCAACUGGGAUGGUGCAGAGGUUGACCUUGAUCCUAAAAGUCCUGAAAAGCCCCUGACAGGGGAAAAUAAGAAGGAGUUUGUGGAUGCCUUCGUGAACCAUGCCUUCAACACAUCAGUGGAGGGCGUGUUCCAGGAGUUCAAGCGAGGCUUCUUCCUGGUGUGUGACCAGGAUUUGGUGAAGCUGUUCCGACCAAAAGAGCUGCAGAAAGUGCUGGUGGGCGCAGACCUCCAUGACUGGGCCAAGCUGAAACAGAACACAGUUUAUAAGGGGGUGUACAGUGCCACACCACCACAUCCCACCAUCCAGAUGUUUUGGGAGGUUUUCGAUGAACUAAGUGAGGAUCAGAAGAAAGCUUUUCUUUGGUUCGUGACUGGCUUCGAAGGGGUGCCCAUUCUUGGCAUGGAACAGGUCAAAAUGAAAGUAAAAGUUCCGGACCUGUCCUAUGACCAGUACGACCUGUCCUAUGACCAGUACUACCCUAAGACGCAUACAUGUAACUCUACGUUGGAGCUGCCCUUAUACUCAACCAAGGAGAUCAUGCAAACCAUGCUCACAGAGGCCCUGAGCAAAAACAGAAGAUCCUACAAGUGAUUGAGGGUCUGUAUCUGUACUGAACACAGGACUUCACUUUGUAAUCGAGCACUUUGUGAAUGGCUGAACAAGAAGCCGUUGAGCUACUGCUAAUGUAACUAAUGCAAAUGUUAGGAGUUUUAUAAUCUUUAUAAUGAAGUUGUGUGGUGGAUGUACAUAAAAAAUGCAUUAAAACAUGGGUGUAGAUAGUGUGUAUAAACUGUAUCUGUUGCUGGGUAAUCUUAAGGGAUUUUACAAGUGUUGCAUCUCAAGUACUAAAAAGUGUGAUAGAGUUUGUCAUUUUGGGGCCAAGUUGCACAUAAGGUAUUCCAUACAAAAUAAAUAUCGACAGCAAAGUAAACAUUAACAGAAGAAAAUGUUUGUUCCAUGUCAUGUUUUUCAUGUCAUUAAAAAGGAAAAGGAAAUUGAA